This is a messenger RNA of Coccinella septempunctata (seven-spotted ladybird), 2161 nucleotides long. RefSeq lists its product as uncharacterized. Gene Ontology annotation, molecular function: sulfotransferase activity. The coding region runs from base 124 to 2106 and encodes 660 amino acids. Gene Ontology annotation, biological process: sulfation. NCBI's taxonomy places the organism in Eukaryota, Metazoa, Arthropoda, Insecta, Coleoptera, Coccinellidae. Gene Ontology annotation, cellular component: cytoplasm. The transcript has 15 exons. The record is from RefSeq and is a predicted model, not a curated record.
AAUUUUUCCGUUUAAUUUCGUGACGUGCCAUUCAAAUUGAAAGAUAAACAAAGAAAAGCUUUAUAUCAGUAGUUUUUAUUCGUUGACUUCAUUACAGCGGAAGUACUGACAAUAUAAGCAGAAAUGGAAAUUGUUGAUGUUGAAAAAAAAAUCAAUGAGGAGCUCAUGAGUUACUUCAGAGGGAUGAAAGACGGAUUUGUGCAAGUGGGCGAUAAAAAAUGGUUCUACCCAAAAAAAUACAGACAGCUAGCUGAAGCAUUCAAGGGUUUCGAGGUGAGAUCUGACGAUAUAUGGAUCACUGGAUAUCCGAGAUCAGGGACCACACUGACAGAAGAAAUCGCUUGGCUACUCAGUCAUGAUUUGGAUUUUGAAGAAGCAAGAAAUAUCGGUGUGAACAAGCGCGUCUGGUUUUUGGAGGGAAGUUUGGUGAUAAAUGAAAAGUCAAUGCAGGAGUUAUUAUCAAAAUCUCCUGGAGAACUCAGCAGUUACCAAAGCAUGUUGAACACUCUGGAUGAACUCAAGAACCAAAAGGGUAGGAGGGUUAUACAGACCCAUCUACCAUUUGAACUCCUACCAAAAGAUCUCUUGAAGAAAGGAUGCAAAGUAAUUUAUAUAUGUAGAAAUCCUAAGGAUGUAAGCGUGUCUCAUUUCCAUCUUCAAUCAUCCGCUCGCCUUGUCAACUUUUGCGGGAAUUUCCCGAAAUAUUGGGAAUAUUUUCGUAAUGGAAAUUGUAUGUUUGGACCAUAUUUCGAACAUGUUAGACAAGGAUAUGACAAAAUUGGUUCCAAGAACUUUAUGUUCGCAUUUUAUGAAGAUUUCAAUAAGGACAGAAGGGCUUACAUUAGUGAUUUAUCCCAUUUUCUCGAAUGUCCCAUUUCCGAAGAACAACUGGAAAAACUGGAAGAGUAUAUGGAUAUCGAAAAUUUCCGAAAAGUUGCGAGAGCUCCUAUGAAAGAUAAAGAUAAUCAGCCCAUGAGUUUCAUUCGAAAUGGAAAGGUUGGAGGAUGGAGGAAUCAUUUCACAGAGGAGAUGAUAAACGAUGCUGAUGAGUGGAUUCAGAUGAAUAUCGAGAAAAUAGCUCAAAAAGAUGGUUUCGUGCAGGUCGGAGAACGGAAAUGGUUCUACCCCUGUAGAGUUGUCGCAAUGGAGAUAGUAGAUGUUGAGCAGAGCCUCAACAAUGAGUUAUUGAAUCAUUUUAAAGGGGAGAAGGAUGGAUAUGUACAAGUUGGUCAAAAAAAAUGGUUCCUUCCCGUGAAAUACAGGAAACUUGCUGAAGAGUACAAAAAUUUUGAGGUCAGAUCGAAUGAUGUAUGGAUCAUGGGAUACCCGAGAUCAGGAACCACUUUAACUGAAGAAAUAGUUUGGUUACUCUGCCACAAUUUGGAUUUUGAGGGAGUGAAAACAUUCAGACCCAGGCUUUUUGAAAAUAGUUUGGUGUUAAACGACAAAACGGUGGAAGAAAUAUUACAGCAAUGUCCGGAUGAAGAAUUUAGUUUCACGAGAAAGAAGGAAACAUUGAAGUACCUUGAACAGGAUAAGACAAGGAGGGUUAUAAAAACACAUUUACCCUUGGAAUUAUUGCCCGAUGAUGUUAUAAAGAAAGGAUGCAAGAUAAUUUACAUAUGCAGAGAUCCGAAAGAUGUGAGUGUAUCGUAUUUCCUACUUCAAUCAUCUCUUCGCCACAUUAAAUUCAGCGGUGAUUUCGAAAAGUAUCUGCAAUUCUUCAGGAAUGGAAAUUGCUUAUUUGGACCUCAUUUCGAACACGUUGGACAAGCUUACAGCAGAAUAGGUUCGAAAAAUUUCAUGUUCGUCUUUUUCGAAGAAUUCAAGAAGGACCUAAGGGCUUUCGUGACGAAGCUUGCUCAGUUCCUUGAGAUUUCUUUAUCUGAGGAACAACUGAAACAGAUGGAGGAUCACUUGAGUUUGGACAAUUUUAGCAAGAAAAUGAAUACCCUCAAAGAUGUGAAGAAUCAAACGGUCAAAUUUGUCAGAAAAGGGAAGGUUGGGGGUUGGAGAGAACAUUAUACGGAGGAAAUGAUAAAGGAAACUGAUGCGUGGAUUGAGGCAAAUAAAAAGAGGAUUGGAAUCAAAUAUCCAGUGCAAUAAAUAUAAGAAUAUUGUAUGAAAAUAUUACCAAUGAAUAAAAUUCGAUCAACACUAA